AUGGCACCAGCUUCCAUCGUAAGUAACGGAAACGGAACUCCCACCGUCACAACUCGCUUCGCUUCCGUCUAUAGCGAAGUCCAAAAUAGCCGCGUCGAUCACAAACUCCGUCUUCCUUCCGUUCUCCAAACACCGUUCGCCAUUGUCGAUGGUCCUAAAAGCUCCGCCGCCGGAAAUCCAGAUGAGAUCGCGAAACUGUUUCCAUUUUUGUUUGGACAACCUUCCGCUGCUUUGGUGCCUUCUGAUUCAGUCAAUGCGCUUCCUCAUCGGAAGUUGAAGAUUGGCGUUGUUCUCUCCGGUGGACAGGCUCCCGGUGGUCAUAAUGUUAUAUCUGGAAUUUACGAUUACCUUCAACAACGUGCAAGUGGAAGCACAUUGUAUGGUUUCAAAGGUGGUCCUGCCGGCAUUAUGAAGUGCAAAUACACUGAACUUAAUUCUGAGUAUAUUUAUCCUUACAGAAAUCAGGGUGGUUUUGACAUGAUUUGCAGUGGGAGGGACAAGAUUGAAACUCCAGAGCAGUUUAAACAAGCUGAGGAAACAGCAAAGAAGCUAGACUUGGAUGGGCUUGUUGUUAUUGGUGGAGAUGACUCCAACACCAAUGCAUGCCUCCUCGCCGAGAACUUCAGAAGCAAAAAUUUAAAAACUCAGGUGCUUGGAUGCCCCAAAACCAUUGAUGGUGAUCUGAAAAGUAAAGAAGUUCCCACAAGCUUUGGGUUUGAUACUGCUUGCAAGAUAUAUGCAGAAAUGAUUGGAAACGUUAUGAUAGAUGCCCGAUCAACCGGAAAAUAUUACCAUUUUGUGCGGCUUAUGGGGCGUGCAGCUUCCCACAUUACACUGGAAUGUGCUCUACAAACUCAUCCAAACAUUACUAUUAUUGGAGAAGAGGUGGCUGCAAAGAAGCUGACACUGAAAAAUGUCACCGACUAUAUUGUCGAUGUUAUCUGUAAAAGAGCUGAAGUUAAUUAUAACUAUGGGGUCAUUCUUAUCCCUGAAGGUCUAAUUGAUUUCAUUCCUGAGGUCCAGCAUCUUAUUGCAGAACUUAAUGAAAUUCUGGCUCAUGAUACCGUUGAUGAGGCUGGUUUAUGGAAGAAGAAACUCACCGAUCAAUCAUUGGAGCUUUUUGACUUUUUACCUCAAGCAAUCCAAGAACAAUUGUUGCUUGAAAGAGAUCCACAUGGAAAUGUUCAGGUUGCCAAAAUUGAAACAGAGAAAAUGCUUAUCGAAAUGGCUGAAACUGAGUUGGGAAAGAGGAAACAAGAAGGAAAGUAUAAAGGAGAAUUCAAAGGGCAGUCUCACUUUUUCGGUUAUGAAGGUAGAUGUGGGUUGCCAACAAAUUUUGAUGCUAAUUAUUGCUAUGCUCUUGGUUAUGGUGCUGGAGCCCUCCUUCAUAGUGGCAAGACUGGACUAAUAUCAUCGGUUGGAAAUUUAUGUGCUCCAGUAGAAGAGUGGACGGUUGGUGGAACUGCACUCACCUCACUCAUGGAUGUGGAGAGGAGACAUGGUAAGUUUAAGCCUGUGAUCAAGAAGGCAAUGGUAGAGCUUGAAGGGGAACCUUUCAGAAAGUUUGCCUCCUUGCGUGAUGAAUGGGCCCUGAAGAAUUGCUACAUCAGUCCAGGUCCAAUUCAAUUCUCUGGCCCAGGAUCUGAUGCAGUUAGUCUCACUCUACUCUUGGAGUCUGGAUUUCAAAUUUAA
Messenger RNA from Lathyrus sativus (Indian pea), 1692 nucleotides. Lineage: Eukaryota; Viridiplantae; Streptophyta; Magnoliopsida; Fabales; Fabaceae. The record is from the annotation of a GenBank genome assembly.